This is a messenger RNA of Chelonus insularis, 1619 nucleotides long. Its product is annotated as tRNA (guanine(10)-N2)-methyltransferase homolog. Lineage: Eukaryota; Metazoa; Arthropoda; Insecta; Hymenoptera; Braconidae. The record is from RefSeq and is a predicted model, not a curated record. Gene Ontology annotation, cellular component: cytoplasm. Gene Ontology annotation, molecular function: methyltransferase activity; nucleic acid binding. Gene Ontology annotation, biological process: methylation.
GAUACAAACACCUAAUAAGGUUAAAAUUGUUUAUAAUUUUAAAUAUUUAUUCUUUUAAAAUAAAAGUAUUUGACAAUGAAUCGUGAGCUACAUAGAUAUUUAUUUUGGUUUGCUCAUGAGCAUAUUGAUUUCCGAUUAGCGGAAAUCGAGUCAAUUUUAAGUUUAUUUAAAAUAUCGCCGUCCAAAUUGAAAACAAUACAAAGGCCUGUAGAACAUCCAUACUGGAUUGUAGAAUGCCAUUCAGAAUCGAUUGUUCAAAAAAUUGCCAGUCGAUGUGUGUCAAUGAAAUUUUGCAUGGAACUUUGGGCUGAGGCAAAAAAUUUUGGAGAAUUUCAUCGUGCUUUGAAACAGUAUCCAAGAGAAAGAUCUAAUGUUUAUGGGAGUAAAGACCAGUCAUUUAAAAUUAUUGUUGAAACUUUUUGCAAACACAUUACUCAGACAGAAAAAGUCAAUAAAAUAGAGUCUCUGAGUUAUUUACCACUUGAAGGACCAGUAAAUUUAAAAACUCCUGAUAAUAUUUUUUAUUAUAUCGAAUAUUAUGGCAUUGAACCGAAUAAUUCUCCAGAAAAGCCAGAAGGAUUAUUUUUCGGUAGAUGGAUUUGCAAUGGACAACGAGAUUUAAUUCAAAAAUUAUCUCUGAAAACACGUAAAUUUAUUGGCACAACUUCCAUGGAUCCUCAAUUGUCAUUGCUGAUGGCUAAUCAAGCUAAAGUUACAAAUGGAGACAUCAUUUUUGAUCCUUUUGUCGGUACAGGAUCGUUAUUAGUCGCUGCUGCUCAAUUCGGUGGUUAUAUUUUAGGAGCUGACAUUGAUUUUAUGAUGCUGCAUGCUCGAACAAGACCGACACGAAUAACACAAAAGACGAGAAGUCGAGACGAAAGUGUAGCAGCUAAUAUGGAACAAUAUGGAAAGAGUUCUUAUUAUUUAGACGUCGUAGUUUCUGAUUUUUCUAAAACAAUAUGGAAACCAGAAAUGCGUGUAAAUGCAAUAAUUACAGACCCUCCAUAUGGAAUUAGGGAAGCUACAGAACGUGUAGGAAGCAUCAAAUCUAAUCCAACAAUUGACGAACAUCAUGCUGAUACUCACAUUCCAUCUAAAAUAUUCUAUAACUCAUCCCACAUGUUUAGAGAUUUAUUGAACUUUGCUGCUCAACAUUUAGAAUUAAAUGGACGACUUGUUUGUUGGUUUCCUGUUUAUCGAGAACAUUAUUCACAUAACCAAUUACCAACACAUCCUUGCCUGAAAUUAAUAGCAAAUUCAGAACAAAUAUUAAGUAUUUAUGCCAGCCGUAGGCUACUAACGUAUUCAAAAUUGCGAGAACCUCAGGAAAAUGAUACUGUGAAUACAUUGAAUAUGCUCGACUUUCGAGAAAUGUACUUUGCAUUACGAGAUGAGACUCGAAGAGAACGAAGAAUGAAACAAGCAGAGGAACGUGCAAGGAAUAAAGCAGAAUGGGAAAAUAGAAGUAGAGAAAGCACAGAGAGGUGAUUAAUUCAUAGAAUAAUGUAACAAUCAUUUAAUUGCAUUUUAUUUUAUAACGUCUGAUAAUAAAUUAAAUUAUAAAUUUUUUUAAAUUAUAAUCAUCAGAACUAUUGGAAUAUAUUUUUCCUAAUUCAAUU